UAGGCCACUGUCAUCUGGUGGUAAACCUUAGACUGUAACACUAUCUUUUAAGGAGUUUUAAAAAAUAUUUUACUAAUUUUUAUACUAUCUAAGUCUAUCUAUCUAAGUCUUGGUGAUGGUGAACAUGGCUGCGGACCUGAGCUCUCUUUCUUUUGAGAGCGGGCUCACUGAGGACGAAAAGAAGUUACUUUACCUUCGUGCGCGCUCGGCUUGGCUGACGUUUUGCGGGUGCGCGCACGCCGCUUUCAUGCGUGAACUCAUCGACUCCCUUCGACGUGCCAUCAAAAGACGCGCAUCUAAAACCAGAAAGCCACUGGCACCGGGAGAAGACGGUGACCUCUGUGUAGGCAUACUUGGGAUGGGUCAUGUGGGAAAACAGCUGCUCUUAUCCCUUCUUGAAAAGACCGACAUCAAACCUUCACAUAUUAAGAUCUCCACUAGAAGACCAGAAUUAACAGAGGAAUUUGCCCAUACAGAAGUUGAACGUUUCUUUGACAAUCGCAGACUGGCAGCGUGGGCAGAUGUUCUCUUUCUUUGCUGUCUGCCCUCUCACCUCCCAAAUGUCUGCGCUGAUCUCCGCUCCCAUCUUCCAGAGCGCUGCCUUGUGUACAGUUUCACCUCUGCUGUUCCCGUCCCCUGAUUAGCUAAACUUCUCAGGCACAACUACAUCCUGAAGCCACAGUAUGACUUUGUUGCUUGUGACAAUGCAGAUGUUUGGCAGUCCUGUCCUUGUGUGGCCGAAGGUUUAUCAGAUCCUUUACUGACAGAAGCAUCGUGCCCUCUCACAGUGAAAGAUGGCAUUUCUCUGGGUCUAAACUGGGUGUGUGCAGUGUUGUACAGCCUGUUGAAUUUGUGCACAUCUUCCAAUCUGGGAUCUAGUGAGGCUCUCUCCUUGAUAAACUUUGUAUUUAAGGAGAAUGGGCAAACUGAGCAAUUAAAGGUGCAGAGUUUCAUCAAUUCCUCUCAUGCAUCUUCUCUUCUUUCAGAUGAGCCUUUUCCCUGGAUUUCUCUUACGGAUGCCCAGAUCAAGGAGACCCUGCUGCAGCUGCACUUUCUAUCAAGUAGUAAAUCUGUGCAGCAGUGCAUCUCUGCAGCAUGUAAAUCCCAGAUGGAGACGCCAGCAAAAUGACACACUAAUCAGCCACAGCAUUAAAAUCACUGAUAGGUGAGGUCAGUCUCUACGAUGGCUCUUCCUAUUCAGCUUAAUGUUAUUUUGACACCUACUUGUUCUAGACCAAGCACACACACAACUCCCAUGGCACAUGCACUGCUCUCAGCAGGGCGCUGCACCCUGUUACGCUCAAAAACUUAUUGAGCAAAUUCAUCAGGGGAUAAGUAGGAGCAAGCUCAAUCGAUAGAGACCCAAACCUGCAGCCCCAACGAUCUACAACCACUAUUCUAUGCCAGACAACAUAUGACACCUCCAGAGGUCUCCUGACUAUGGCUCAAGGGGUACAUUCACAGCAUUAGGUGGGUGUUUUUAAUGAUGCUGCUGAUUGUCUUACACAAGCAGUUUUAGUAAUCAUUAUGUAGUAUUAAGGACUCAGCAAAGAUUCUGAUACUGUUUAGUGUUCAUUUUUAAUAUUUGGCUUUUUAAUACUUGGUGUAGUUACAAUGAGAGUAAACU
This is a messenger RNA of Archocentrus centrarchus (flier cichlid), 1627 nucleotides long. It is a transcript of the gene noxred1, whose product is annotated as NADP-dependent oxidoreductase domain containing 1. Lineage: Eukaryota; Metazoa; Chordata; Actinopteri; Cichliformes; Cichlidae. Gene Ontology annotation, biological process: L-proline biosynthetic process. The record is from RefSeq and is a predicted model, not a curated record. Gene Ontology annotation, molecular function: pyrroline-5-carboxylate reductase activity.